Messenger RNA from Leishmania braziliensis MHOM/BR/75/M2904, 3120 nucleotides. RefSeq lists its product as hypothetical. Gene Ontology annotation, molecular function: protein binding. The record is from RefSeq and is a predicted model, not a curated record. NCBI's taxonomy places the organism in Eukaryota, Euglenozoa, Kinetoplastea, Trypanosomatida, Trypanosomatidae. The coding region runs from base 1 to 3120 and encodes 1039 amino acids. The transcript has a single exon.
AUGCAGGAGGUUCUCUUUUCUAUAAACGUGCUGCGAAGCCCUUUUGGGGUGCGUGGGGUACAGUUGGUGCCGACAUCCGACGUCAGGGUGGCGGUGACGAAGGAGUCGACUGUCACUGAUGCCCCGUUCAUGGACAACUAUGCGCAGGUACUCCCGGUGUACAAACACCCUGAGGUGGCGACGCGUCGGAGCUACGCGGUCUCCGGCACCCGCGGCAUCCAGCAGUUGGUCGCCAACACACGCAGCGCCUCUCUUCCAUCACCGUCCUUUCUCGUAGCAGCUCCGCAAGUCAAGCGCAGAGAGAACUUCUUGCCAUCCACCACACCGCAGCUGCAGGUCAUCUCAAAGCACGAAAAGGGUCGUCUGCUGGUGUGGAAUGGUCUCACCGGCGCCGUCGACGCCGCCUGUCUCUUGCCCCCGUCGUUCACGGUGCAUCACUGCGCAAUCGCGGCGUCGUAUGUGUACACGACCGUGGAGAGCUCCGCGGCUGCAUCUGGUGCGGAAGAGGAGGCCUGCGUGUACGUAUGGUCCCGCCCCAGCUUUCGCGGCGUUACAGUGCUGCGAGGCCAUGGCAGUCGCUUGACUGCGUUGGGGGUAUGGCCGAUGGAAACCUUCACACUAAUCGCCACGGCAAGUCUCGAUGGCACGAUGCGACUGUGGCGCCAUCAGCACAACCCACACCUCUGGAACGGCGUUCUCGCUGGAGAAGACCCGGUGCAGCUCCUGUGGGUGUUGACCACGGCGGAGCUGGGCAACGUGCACUCGCUGAUUUUUCUUUCAGCAGACACGGUGGUGGUCACCGCUACGCGCUGCGCAUUGGCUUUUGUCCGCUUCCCCGAUGCCCCGGCGAAGUGGAAGGGCCGCUGUAGCGUGGUGAGUAUGGGGACGGUCGACACCCCGGUUUUCCAGACUGUGAGGUCCAUUGUCGACCCCGACGGUGGCACCACGUUUCUGCAUGUGUGCCCAUUCAAUCGCACCAGGGACGGGGUGGUGGCUGCGACUGCCGCGUUUGGUCACUUUAAUGCGUUCUCCUCCGUUGUUUCUCCCUCACCUCAAGUCAACGGCGCGGCGACUGCGUUGUCCUCUACAACGCACCUCCUCACUGGAAGCACCAGCGGGUUCAUACAGGAGUGGGAAGUAAAUGUGGAGGGCACUGCGCCUGCGGGGGCACAGCCGCAUCUGGCAGCGUCGUCUACCAUGCCAGUCUACGUCAAUGUCAAGUGCCGCUGGUAUCACAAGGCGCACUCUGCCACGGUGAACUGCCUCGUCACGGAUGAGAAUGUCGUGGUAAGCACGAGCUUCUUCGAUCACACCUGCCUGUACCAUCGCAAGAGCGGCGCCACCUGCACCAUCAGCAGCACCGCAGCUGUUCCCUUGCUUGUCCCGCAGCGGAAGGAACUCGUGUGGGGCACUAUCGACGGCGCAUUAAGCGUUGCGAGCUACGCGCACUUUGCCGCUGGAGCGAUGAAGGAGGUGCAGCUGUUGUGGACCGCCAAGCCCCACGCGACGGCCAUCCGCGGAGUGUGCUUGUCCUUGACACCCAACCUCUGCUGGGACACCCUGUGCACUGGUGCAGCCGAUGGCUCUAUGUGCGUGUGGCGAGCUGCGCCGGAGGUGGAACAGGUGGCAGCUAGCUGCGGGGCAGCCAAGGAGAAAGGUGGCGCGCCGCUGAUCAGCCGCAUCUUGCACCUAUUCGUUCUGCCAUCACACACUGUCGAGAAGGUUGGUUCUAGUGUGAAGCAGGUGACCGCCCUGGUGGCGGGGCUGAAGGCCGUCUCCGCCGACAAACAAGGCUCAAUCCUCGUGGUGGAGCUGACCGCCACUGGAGGCCUUGGGCAGGUGACCGAUGUGCCCAUCAAAGGCAGCAAAGAGGUCUCGUGCGCACGCCUGUGCUGCUGCGACAAGGGCACCCUCUCGCUCUGGGUGGGUACGCCGUGUGGCCAGAUUUUGCACGCUGUCAAGCAACGGGCGCAGAAGGCCUGGUCAGCGCUGACGCCGGUGCAUUGGGAUACCAAGCCUAACGGCAGCGUGGCCUCUAUCGCAGAUGACGCGGCGUUCUCGACCAUCAUGGUGGCGGUUGCUGAACCGGUCGCCGCGAGUCGGGUAUCACAACGGCUGCACCUCUCAGCACUUCAGCUGGACCCCAAGGCGGCGGCGCCGACGGUGCUGUCCCUGUGGGAAGGCGCUGUUGUUCUUUGUGGCACGGCAUCUGCAGCGAACCGCCGAGAGCGCACAUUCUCCAUGACGUGGUUAAGCAGGGUGGAUUCGGACGAGCAGGCCUCUCCGAGUACAAAUGAUGGGCUGCUGGUAUGCGGCAGCGACGGCACCGUAGUGAGCUGUUUUCGCAGACGCAUGGCCAAUGCUGCCACUCGUGUAGGCGCUUGGCAGACACCUGAGGUGCUCAUCAUGGCGUCAUUGGUCGGUGAGCCAGACAUCAUUCAGCGCAACUUUGACGAGUCGCCGUCGUUAUUGGCCACAGCGGUGACCACGCAAAGCAGGAACUCAGAUCUUCUCUGCCUCGACGUGUUCGAAAACCGCUCGCGGGUGCUGGUGCCGUUGAAGGUGCGGACAACGCAGCUGACGACGAUUCUGUGCGACGUUGGGACGCCAAAGGUGCGAUUGGCGGCAGUGCGGCAGAAAAAAUCGGAUCACGCGAGCGAAGUGGCCCUCUUCAACGACGCCGGUCGGGAGUGCGGCCGGGUAACCUACGACGGCGCUGUUGUACUGAACAACGACGUGACUGGAACAUCUGCCUCGAUGGAAAAGCUUAGCUAUACUCCCAAGGCGCAGGGACUUCCCCUGCGUCGGCCCUCGGUGGAGAUGACGGCGGGUACGGCAGCGUUGACUGCUGACUGCACUGUUAUUGCCGCCCACGCAGGCGAUCGAAUCAUUUUCAUUGGUUACGAGAACGGUCUGCUGCAGCUGGUGGACACAACUGACGUGUACGUCUUCUGCCGUCGCUGGGCCACCGACGCGAGUGGCGUCGCACAACCGAUUGCAGAGGUGCGGUACGGCGGCUCUGGUGUAGUGGUGGUGCGAUUAGCCAACAACCAACUUUGCAGCUUCGCCAUUCCUCCUCGCAGCCUCCUCGACCAACCGUCGUUGUCACAAAAUGUUUAG